AGUGAUAAAACAAUUCAAGAAUCCAUGCUUUGCUUUCGCAGGGUUUAUCUAGGGUUUUGCCGCUUCCAGUAAAAUCCCCAAAUCCUUUGCAGCUGAAUUCCAAUUCCAAAAAUUUAGCCUUCACCAAUGGAGGGAUUGAGUAAAUCAGAUGCUAAUUUGAUAGUUUACGUGCAUCCAUCGCAGAGCAAGAAUGUUGAUAAAGCAAUCCUCCGUGAACUCAGCUCUUUGCUCUUCAAGUAUUCUCAAGCAUUUGAUGGAGUUGUCUUGGCUUAUAGUGUUGACCCUCAAGAUAAAUGUGCGAGAAUUCUCUCUGGGGUUCACCCUUAUUUCGGUGUCAGACUUCGAGCAAACCUGCUAAUCUUCUCUCCGAAGCCGAACAUGCUUUUAGAGGGAAAGGUGGUGAAAAUUACUCGGGAAUCUAUUCAUUGCAUUGUUCUUGGUUUUUCAUCUGCAAUUAUAACAGAUGAAAAUAUCCGCAACGAGUUAAAGUAUAAAGCUAAACAUGGGGAGGGGGUAUAUGUUAGCAGAUAUCACAAGCGGCAUGUGAUAAAGGUUGGAGCUGUGAUACGUUUUGAAGUCAAGAGUUUGGAUGAGGAAAUACUGCACAUUUCAGGAUCCUUGAUUCCAGCUAAUACUGGAAGUGUCCAUUGGUUAGAUAAAUAUUUUGUUGAUGCUGCAAUUGACAGUAAUAAGGAGACAAAGACUGAGGAAGAAAUGGAAAUGCAAGAGCAGAUUACUGUAGGCGGAGAGACGUUGUCUUUUGUUAAUGACCACGAAAUUAAGAAGUCCAAGAAACGUAGAAGAGCAGAAGAUCAAUGAAGGCUGUUGUUGCUUCUUGUUGUUUGCCAUACUCUUUGUUUCUUUGCUUUUUUUAGUCCCAACUCUGUUGUAUAACACCGCAUUUUUUCUAUCUAUUUGUAUCCGGGGGAUUGAAUUGUUACGUGCAUACCUUAUCCAUUCUUAAUCCCAAGCAUUAAUUGACAUA
This is a messenger RNA of Populus trichocarpa (black cottonwood), 985 nucleotides long. RefSeq lists its product as uncharacterized. The transcript has 6 exons. Gene Ontology annotation, cellular component: RNA polymerase I complex. The record is from RefSeq and is a predicted model, not a curated record. NCBI's taxonomy places the organism in Eukaryota, Viridiplantae, Streptophyta, Magnoliopsida, Malpighiales, Salicaceae. Gene Ontology annotation, biological process: DNA-templated transcription initiation. The coding region runs from base 127 to 819 and encodes 230 amino acids.